UCAGUUUCGUGCAGAGUGCCGCUACCACAGUCAUUUCAAUUACUGUCGAGUGUAGUCGUCGUUGCGGACGGUCGUGUUUGUGCGUUCGUCGUAGAUUAGUUUGCUACUGCUACUGCCUGUGACUGUUCUUGGCACAGCCGUUUCAAGUACUUCGGAUUCGUCCCGUUGCUGAUGGUCUACCGUCGUGUUUUGCUGAUUUUUCCAUUGGUGUCCCUCCGGAUGAAGAGCAAUAUUUUAAUUGUGCAAAAGUGAUACCGUGGCAAAAAUUUUCCUUCUCUUAAGUGCUGAAGUAGAUUGUAAAAGGUCCAGCUGGAUAUUUCCUGGUCUGUCGGCCAUCAGUCAAAGUGCGUGAGUGAUUUCGAUCAGUUUAAUGUCAAUUGUUUUGGAAUAAGUUGUUUUCAAUCUUAUGGUGGUUUGAAAUCCAAUGUUUUUCCGAGUGGAAGAUUUCCUGUUGCGCGAGAGUGUAAAUUGAGGAACGUUCCGAAAACUGUAUCGCACCUUCCAAACAGAAGCUGUUUUAAUCGAUUGUAAAUUGAACAUAAAUCAAAUACAUCGAAUCGAAAAUCUCGCGUGUGAUAAAGUGCAUUUAUCGUUGCUCUAUACUGCCUAGAAAUAGUGGCAUUGAUUUUUCAUACAUACAAAACCAUAACUAUCCGCCGGUCAAACGCAGUGGUCCACAUAUACUAAUAGAAGAAGACGUGGUUAUCAUAUUUCGCGAAUAUCACAUUACCAUUUCGGAUAGUAAGUCCAUCCAGUUCCAUCCGAAGCAACAGCUAGAAGUGUGUAUGUCGUUCGAAGCGAAUGUGCUCAUAGUGUUGUUUACGUCGCAAAAGUGCAACGGGCAAAUCGAGUCUGGGAGUGUGUUACGAAGGCUCACACCUGGAAUGUGAUUAUUAUGUGAAUAGGCACCAUCGAUGCUAUUGUUACUGGUCGUGAUACGAGCUUCGUCUUAGUUCUUGAAGGCACGUGAAAGUAUUUGCCUCAGCGCGUGAUACUCGGUGUGGUUCACCUGUUACCGGUUGGUCAGUCAACUGAUUUUUUUUGUAGAUUCUUUCAAACGCUCGGUCAGUCCAGUGAAUUGUUGGCAUUUUGUAGAAGACGUUUUCAACUGAUGCGUCUAAUGUUCAACCUGAAAGCAGUAUUAUUAUUGACCGUAUAGUUACAAAAAAGCGGCUAUCAGUAUGCGCCGAACAAGUCGAAAUUCAUUCAAUUUCGAUUUUUCGUUAAGACGCUUGCUGCUGCAGGGUGCACGAGCAGCACGAGGUAGUCCUCCACUAGGACAGAGGUUAUGCGACGUAGAAAAGGGUAGCGGCAGCGGCAGCAGUAGUAGCGGGCCUAGUGGCAAUGGAGGCAAAUAUGACAAGGGCGGGUCAUCUAGCAGUGGCGGUCAUAAGCACAAUUCCGAUUCCACUUCGCAACAUUCGGCCAACUCUCCGGGCAAUUUAGACCGAGGCAUCUCCACCUCCAAGCUGACGCCAAAUAAUUAUAAGUCAUCAAAUAGUUUGCAGAGUAAAAGCACCACCGGCUCCGCUUCGGGAGCUGCCGGCUCCGGGGCUAAAUCAACCUCCUCACCAGAAGAAUGUCCCCUAUGUUACGAUACCUUGCCCGCAGGGGAGGAGUUCUACUCAUUGCUGAACUGUCGACAUUAUGCCUGUCGGGGCUGUCUAGAAAAUUAUCUUAUGAUCGAAAUCUCCGAAAGCCGAACGGACAUUAGCUGUCCCCAGUGUCCGGAGGCAAUGCACCCGACCGACAUUCAAACGUUACUGAAAACGUUCCCCGCUGCCAUUACCAAAUACGAAGACUUCAUGGUACGCCGAGUUCUACUGGCGGAUCCGGAUUCCCGCUGGUGCCCCGGGCCGGACUGCAGUUAUGCCGUAAUUGCAAGUGGAUGUGCCUCCUGCCCACGGAUACGAUGUGAACGUCCCGGAUGCGAUGUACAGUUCUGCUAUCACUGCAAAGCCGAGUGGCAUCCGGAUCAGACAUGCGAUGCGGCCCGAGCAUCCAGGCAGAGCCCCACUAGGGCACCGUCCGGUAGUAUAAGUAACGAUUCUCAACACAAAGACGAUAUCAAACCAUGCCCCCGCUGUCAGGUCCUGAUCGUCAAGAUGGACGACGGGUCCUGUAACCACAUGGUCUGUGCUAUCUGCGGCUCGGAAUUCUGUUGGCUCUGCAUGAAGGAGAUUAGCGAUCUGCAUUAUCUCAGUCCAUCUGGAUGUACCUUCUGGGGCAAGAAGCCUUGGUCCCGAAAGAAAAAACUUCUCUGGCAGCUGGGUACACUGGUAGGAGCACCGCUAGGCAUCGCACUGGUUGCAGGAAUUGCAGUACCUGCCAUGAUCAUAGGCAUCCCGGUUUGGGUAGGCAGAAAAAUACACACGCGAUACAAAGCGGCGGGAAAACACAAGCGGAAUUUUGCAGUUCUGGGAGGUGUAACGGCAUCGGUAAUUGUAUCUCCUGUGCUAGCUGGGUUAGCAGUAGCUAUUGGAGUACCUAUCCUGCUGUUUUACGUUUACGGGGUAGUACCAGUUUCCUUGUGCCGCGCUGGUUGUGGCGAGGGGACCAAGUUUGAGUUUGACGAAGAAGAAGACAAUGGCUCUCGGAAUCAUGAUGCAACAAGCGUGGACGCCGUAUCACGGAUUGGAGCCACUAGUAUAGGAGAAGUUAGUCUGAGUGUCGCCAGCGGAAGCCACCUGGGGGUCAGCAGUCAGCAUUCAAACUUCAGCGCCAUCGCAAAUCCAUCGACACGAGAAUCAAUGACCGCCCUAGCCGGCAGCAUAACAGGCCAUCGUUUGGAGGUACAAGCUGAUAUUAGCACAUCGGAGACGGCCUCUGCAGUAACAUGCGUUAGCGAAAAAUCAGGCAAUACUCUGAAUGAUACAGCCUCUACGAAGGCCCUAGCGGGAUCAAUUCUCAGUUAUCGAGCGCAACAGAUGGCUACAGAUUCGGCCUGUUUUAGUGCAUCGGAGGACGGUGCCUCUGAGCGAGUUCGAUUCGAUAGUACCGUAUGCUAUGUUAUUGACAGCAGUAGCACUGGUGGUGGCAGCAAAAAAGACUCCUGUGACAUCUGGUAUACUGUCCCUCUGGAUCAGGAUACUGCAGCGGAUAAAGCCAGUCUGGGUAGUGGUCGAUCAUUUCGCAGCUCGGAGCGAUCCUUCCGGGAUGACUUUGAUUCAACUAGUCUAUCAUCAUCGCACAAUACUGCCAACACGAUUAGCACCAGUCAUCAUAGUCACAGCGCUGUAGGUACGAAUGCGGGAGCAGGUGCGGCGAGCAGCAGCGGAAAUUCGGCUUCUAAGCAUCAACGCAUCAAUGCGUUCGGUACACGCAUACCCAAACUCGGUGCGGCAGCACAUCAACACCGCACCCUGUCCAUGGACAGCAACACCGGCUCGUACAACAUUCCGGAAAAUGUAAGCCUCGAGCAGGAAUUAGAUGAGCAGGCUCAACUGGAACAACAGGCUUCUUCGUCAGUGACAGUUACAUCCAAGAUGCAGAUGGCACCAGACAGUAUGGAAAAUAGAGCAUCAUCAAAAUUGGAUGAACCGCGGAGGGGAGCCAAGUCCAGAACCCACAUGUUGAGAAAUUUAUUCUUUGCGCAAACUGGCACUGGCAACUAUUUGACGGACAUUCAAACGGGAGAAUUCUCUAAGACGUAGGAAACAAACGAGUAACUAGCGGAAAAUAUUGUUUUAGUAGUCUUGGGAGAACGUUGAACGAAGGUAUUUUUUGGUUGGUAAUUCAUUUUGGUGGAGUCACAGCAAGGUUUUCGAUGGGACUUUUCUCGACUAAUAACAACGCUUGUAUCCAGCAAAAUCACCUAUACCUCGGAAACAUAAAGCCCAUAUACUUUUUUAAUGAGUCACCUUUUUUUCUAACUUCCUAAAAAUCAGAACAAACGAUAUUUACAACAAACGAUAUUUAGUUUGCCUUUUGUUCGAUUAUUGUAAUCCUUACCAGAUAACCAGAGAUGAAAAUUCAAAAGAGAAACCUGUAGGCCAUUGUGAUGCUCUUAUUAGUCAGCAAAAUUUUUCGAAGCCGACUUUUAAAUCCAAUACCAGACUUUAAUAUUAAAAAUCAUUAGAGAGGACCAAAGCGUACAGCUCGACUCUUCAAAUUAUUAGAGAAUUACCUUGUUGAAAUCCUCAUGACUUCAAAAUUUUCCGAGGAACUUCCUGAGCAUAGACAAAUGAUAAAAACUUGUUAUUGUUUUUGAAAUAAAUUAUUUGUGAAAAUAGUCAAACCUAUCAUAGAUCGUUCAAAAAUGCCACUUGAUGUACAACCGCUUUGCAACUUUUGCAUGUGUAUCUCCUGUACUAUCAGGUGACAGAAAAAAAUUCAAAUUAUAUUUAUAAGCAUUCUCAAAGUUAUUUUUCGCAUUUCAGGGCAGCUAAGCUAAUGUUCAUAAAGGAGACAGCUGAUUAAGGAUUAUGGGUAAAUUGCAGGCGUAUAUCGAUAAUGUAGCGAGCGGAUAAAAAUCUUACAAACAGAAAGUUGUAUUUAUAAUCGCAACUGAUUACAUUUAGUGACACAUAGGACAUGCAGGCGUGAAGUGGUUGAAUAUCGUGCGACGAAAAAGACUGCUAGUAGGAAUCAAAACACAAUCGUGUAGCCAAAAAUUGAUGGUACAAGCGCGGCGACAAUGUACUGAUUAAAAGUAGUUUCCAAUUCGUUACAAAGUAAUGAAACAAUCGAUUGCAGCUGUGUAAAUCAGUUCGAGACAUUUAUACCCCUGUUUAGCCAAAUAAAUGAAUUAGAAUUAGCAUAUAAUACAAAUUAGCAACAGCAAAAUCUUAACUUUAGCAGCAUUUCUAUUACGAAUCGAUCAUGGAAACCCCUUGUCAAAUAAUCGUAAAAAGUAUGAACCAAUCAAUAGCCGCGAUGCAACGCAACAAUAAAAGCCAACACACUGUAAUCUUCUACACAAAUCAGAAGCUAUAUUAGUGAAUCAAACCACGUGAACAUUUUUGUAUAUUUCUCCUUUUAUUUAAUCUGUGUUCUAGUGAAAAUGCGUGAUUGCAUAAUACAGUGAUACAA
Wyeomyia smithii (pitcher-plant mosquito) is the source of this 5031-nucleotide messenger RNA. RefSeq names its product E3 ubiquitin-protein ligase RNF19B-like. The transcript has 9 exons. Gene Ontology annotation, biological process: positive regulation of proteasomal ubiquitin-dependent protein catabolic process; ubiquitin-dependent protein catabolic process; protein polyubiquitination. Gene Ontology annotation, cellular component: ubiquitin ligase complex; cytoplasm. Lineage: Eukaryota; Metazoa; Arthropoda; Insecta; Diptera; Culicidae. The coding region runs from base 1182 to 3653 and encodes 823 amino acids. The record is from RefSeq and is a predicted model, not a curated record. Gene Ontology annotation, molecular function: zinc ion binding; ubiquitin conjugating enzyme binding; ubiquitin protein ligase activity.